This is a messenger RNA of Phragmites australis (common reed), 1641 nucleotides long. RefSeq names its product beta-glucuronosyltransferase GlcAT14A-like. Gene Ontology annotation, molecular function: glucuronosyltransferase activity. Lineage: Eukaryota; Viridiplantae; Streptophyta; Magnoliopsida; Poales; Poaceae. Gene Ontology annotation, cellular component: membrane. Bases 79 to 1350 code for a protein of 423 amino acids. The record is from RefSeq and is a predicted model, not a curated record. The transcript is spliced from 4 exons.
AGAGGAAUUAGGUUGGAAAUGAAAGAGAGGUCAACAUCCCCCCUGGAGUGAGGAGACAGAGUCGCUGCCUCCCCGGCGAUGAAGCCCAUCCCCCAGUCCGUCCUCGCCGCCGUCGACCGCCGGUGGCUGCUCCCCCUCGCCGUCGGCUCCGCGCUCUCGCUCCUCCUCCUCGUCGCCCUCACCACCUUCCCUUUCCCCUUCCCCUCCUCCGCCUCCUCGCCCUCCCCGGCCCUCUUCGUCGAGCACAAGCUCGCCCCUUCCCCGCCGUCCUCCAGCGCCUCACUCCCCCGCAUCGCCUUCCUCAUAUCUGGAUCCGCGGGAGACGCCUCCGCGCUCCGCCGCGUCCUCCUCGCGCUCUACCACCCCAGGAACCGCUACAUCCUGCACUUGGAUGCCGAGGCGCCGGACUCCGACCGGAGGGACCUCGCUGCCGGACUCGCGGACCACCCGGUCAUCGCUUCUGCCGGCAACGUGCGCGUCGUCGAGCGCGCCAACCUCAUCACGUACCGUGGGCCCACCAUGGUCGCCAACACACUGCACGCCGCCGCCGCCUUCUUGUGGGCCGACGCUGGCGCCGGCGGCUCGGAGUGGGAUUGGUUCAUCAACCUCUCCGCCUCGGAUUACCCGCUCGUCACGCAGGAUGAUCUAAUACAUGUGUUCGCCAAGCUUCCGCGUGAUCUUAACUUCAUCGACCACACGAGCGACAUUGGAUGGAAGGAGUUUCAGAGGGCAAAGCCGGUGAUCAUUGACCCAGGGCUCUACAUGAAGAAGAAGUCAGAUGUGUUCUGGAUACCGCAGCGGCGGAGCGUCCCCACGGCCUUCAAGCUCUUCACUGGUUCUGCUUGGAUGGCAUUAUCUAGGCCCUUUGUCGAAUACUGCGUAUGGGGCUGGGACAACCUGCCUCGUACUGUACUCAUGUACUACGCCAAUUUCAUCUCCUCGCCAGAAGGUUACUUCCACACCGUGGUCUGCAAUGCUGAGGAAUUCAAGAACACGACCGUGAACCAUGACCUGCAUUACAUCUCAUGGGACAACCCUCCAAAGCAGCACCCGCACUACCUCACGGUCGAGGACUUGGACAGGAUGGUUGCUAGUGAUGCGCCAUUUGCUCGGAAGUUCCACGCAGACGACCCGGUGCUAGACAAGAUAGACGAGGAGAUCCUGUUCCGUGGCCUGGACAUGCCGACUCCCGGAGGCUGGUGCGCGGGAACGAGAGAGAACGGGAGCGACCCUUGCUCGGUCAUCGGAGACACCAGUCUCCUUCAGCCUGGCCGUGGGGCUGUGCGGCUGCAGCGACUGAUGACCUCGCUAUUGUCGGAGGAGAAGUUCCACCCAAGGCAGUGCAAGUAGUGUUUGUCUCUGACUCAGAUCAAAGCUAUGUAUGAUACACGCAUGGGCUGCUGCUACUGGUGGGCGGUACUAGUUCGCCAUUUUGUUAUGCAGCUUCCAUUUAACUUAUGCCCUGUUGUUGUACGACCACAUCAGUAGAGGCUGUUAUUUGUAUCAUCCGGAUGUAAGACUUGACACGAGAGAGAUGAUGCAUCAUCAUCAUCCAAGGUAUCUAUCAGCUAUGGACCUGGUCUUGAAAAACAUGGUUAUCUGAUCAUUAUAUAUGUUACAGACUUACAGUGUAUAGUCUCA